AUGACGACAGAAUCCAUUACUGGUUCUACUGUUAAUGAGCAACGUUGGGUCAAUGAAACUAUAAGAGCUUUUACAUCAGAAUUGAGAGUUGAUAUUGAACCUACACCUUGUGUUUUUCAAGUUCCAAAAACACUUACUGAAACUAAGCCUCAAGCUUAUACCCCUCAGAUAAUAAGCCUCGGACCAUACCAUCACUUCUGGCCGGAGUUAUUAGUCACUGAGAGGCACAAGCAAACCAUAGCCAAAAAUUGCUUGAAUGAUCACCAGGUCCAACAUUUUGCUGAAGAAGUUAUCGAUAAGUUGUGCUCAGUCGUGCCAGUCAUUCGUGGGUACUAUGAUAAGUACUCGGAUAUUGAAGGCAUCACAUUAGCAUGGAUAUUGGCCAUUGAUUCUCUCUACCUGUUGCAUUUAUUGAGCAGUUAUGUUCCAGGUGAUCAAGAAGUUCAUGCUGUACAAAGAAAGUUGGCUCAAGAUGUUAUGAUGCUAGAGAAUCAAAUCCCAUCGUUUGUGCUGAUUGAAACCCAAAAGGCUAUCAAUCAAUCUUAUAGCAAUUUAUUUACAGAGUUGUUCUACAACUUCUGUAAGGCACAUUCUCCCCUCAAACUGGCAGAUCCAAACAUAAUCCAUAGCUUCAAUAGUCCCCAUUUGCUGGCUUUUUUGCACCAUUUGAUCAUCGAAUCAGGUAUGUUAUAUUGGUUGGAAAAACAAAGUGGCAGCCUCGUGCCGACUCUUGGUAAUCCCGGCCUUGUAUGUUUCAUUACUGGUUUGCCAUGGGAUCUCAUCAAAGUUUUGUCUAAGAAUAUGGACAGCAAAAAGAAGCCUUUAGUAGAUGAGAUUAAAACCCCAUCAGUGACACAACUAAACGAAACUGCUAAAAUAAAUUUUAAGCUCACAGGAGGCAUCAGGAAUAUUAAAUUUGUCAAGGAAGGUGGUGAACACGCGUUGUAUCUUCCUGAGAUCACUUUGAAUUCUGAUUCUGAAGUGAUAUUGAGAAACUUAGUAGCAUAUGAAGCAGUUGUUGCUGGUCAAGAUGGGGCACUUAAGGUGGCGGAAUAUUUGGAUUUGAUGUGUGGAAUUGUGAACACAUCGAAGGAUGUGGAAAUACUCAAGAAAUCAGGGAUUAUAAAAGGAAGUUUGAGUGAUGAGGAAAUUGCUGAUCUCUUCAAUGGACUACCUAAAACAACUGGAAAUCAUAAGGUGAAGUCUAGAUUAGCAAGGAUCAUAGAGUCGGUAAACGAGAAAUAUGAUAAUAUGUUAAGAAUCAAGGCUCAAAGAUUGAUCAAGAAGCAUAUUUUUAAAUUUCGAAAGUCUCUUACGGUCAUUACAACCCUAGUUCUCGUAUUGCUGCUUUCUAUGCAAACAGUUUGCCAGUACUAUGGCUGCGGCAAUCAUUAG
Messenger RNA from Nicotiana tabacum (common tobacco), 1395 nucleotides. Its product is annotated as putative UPF0481 protein At3g02645. The record is from RefSeq and is a predicted model, not a curated record. Lineage: Eukaryota; Viridiplantae; Streptophyta; Magnoliopsida; Solanales; Solanaceae.